Marchantia polymorpha subsp. ruderalis is the source of this 1816-nucleotide messenger RNA. Lineage: Eukaryota; Viridiplantae; Streptophyta; Marchantiopsida; Marchantiales; Marchantiaceae. The record is from the annotation of a GenBank genome assembly.
AUUGCUAGACUCAAUGUGCAACUUGAGAAUUGUCAUUUUGGAAAAGAAAAUGCGCGUCUUCGAAAAUGAAAGAUUUCCGUUCGUGUCUUCGACCUUGGAGUGGUUGCGAUCGAAUCAGUAACCGGGCAGCUUAUUACAGGGUUCAUCAGAUUUCGAGGUCUCGAUAGGCCAGAGCUUUGGCACCAAGAGAUUGUGCUCAACUGAUUCAAAAUGAACAUGAGCCAAGCUGUGCUCACCUCGAUUGACGAAGGUAAGCAUAAUACGCCAAAAAAAUGGUCCCGGACACAUUUGAAUUCUUUCCAGGCAAAUACAGAACAAUUCUUCGUACAGUCCAAGUUUCAUCUCUUAGAGAAGCCGCUUUUCACGAGGAAACGAGACCUGAGGACUAGCUGAAUGUCUGAAUAGGAAGAUUGAGGACGGCGCAAUAUAUUCUAAUCACCAGGCCUCGCUAUUGUCAACUGUUUCGGUUUUGACUCCUCGAAGAUUUUGGAGUUCAAAAGAAGGAGAUGCAGACUGCCGUUCAUACAUUGAUUUCCAAAUAGUUUAGGGUUGUAGAUUUGGGGUUUAAGGGAAGGUUCAGGGUUUAGAGCGAUGGCGGAUUGUGAAGAUGGGGGUUUCAAAGGUAAGAGGCGUUCUGAACAGCAAACUCUGGCGCAAGGUGGUAAUCAAAAAGGACUGCCGAGAAAGCGAUUUUAUCGAGCUCGGGCGCACAGUAAUCCCUUGAGUGACUCCUAUUUCCCGGUGCCUAACAAUCCCUCCGACUGCGACUGGAAAGAGCACUUUCCAGCAUUCUUCAAAGAUAACGCAUCAGAAGUAGAGAGUGGUAAGCCUGCUAAUGAUGAGGCCAAAUCAGAGGUCAGAUCAUCUGAAAGUGGAGCUGUGGUGCCUUCCUUUCCAGCCGAGAAGUCAGUGCCGAAGGUGCGCUUCGCAGAUAUUGGCUGCGGUUUUGGUGGCCUUCUCGUGAAGCUAUCGGUGCUAUAUCCCGACAAACUCAUGGUUGGCAUGGAGCUUAGGGACAAGGUCAGCGAAUACGUGAAAGAAAGGAUACUUGCUCUUCGUCUCAAAUACUCGGGGCAGUAUGAAAACAUCUCAUGCUUGAGAACCAAUGCAAUGAAGUAUCUACCCAACUACUUCGAAAAAGGACAGCUGGAAAAGAUGUUUUUCUUAUUUCCGGACCCACAUUUCAAGGAGAAAAAUCAUCGCCGUCGAAUAAUCAGUCAAGCGUUGCUAGCCGAGUACGCGUACAUCAUGGCAAUAGGAGGGAUAAUAUACACCAUCACGGAUGUGGAGGAGCUCGGUGAAUGGAUGAAGUCAAAUUUGGAUGCUCAUCCAUUAUUUGAACCUCUCUCGGAGGCAGAACUGGCUAAGGAUCCAGUUGUAGAUUUGCUAACGUCUGCAACUGAGGAGGGUCAAAAGGUUGCACGAAACUCUGGUGAAACGUACCGUGCCAUUUAUAGACGGAUAGCGAGUGCAGUGUAGGGCAAACCUUCUUUCUUUAGAGGCAUAAUUAGAUGGAGGUGACAGAACGUGUGGCAGACAUAUGAGAAUGUUCAUAAAGUUUGUUUAGACAGUAGGGCUUACUUUAUAACCUUCCAAGUUCAUUCUGCCACCAAGAACUGUACAGGUUACAAAGCUUACUCGACUUUGAGAUAGUCACAGUUGACUUUUUGUUGGCAUUGAAAGGGAUAGGGAUAGCUCUUGCCAUCUUAUCAAUUUUUUCAAGAUAUGAAUUCAAAUCAAGUGAAUAAACUUAGGUGUAUCGAGUGACGGGUGUGCAAGUUUGGCCAGUGUAAUUUAUUGAUCUGGACACAUAUCG